CCCCCGCCUCCUUUCUCAGGCAGCUUGGGUCUCCCUGGGAGCGGGUCUGCCCUUGGGGGAGGCCUCUCAGCUCUGUGCCUUGCAGCUCCGCUGACAUUCAGGGCUGACGGAAGAGGGGCUUGGCGCCCCCCGCAUGCACAUGUGCUAGCCCAGGCAGGAGGGAGAGCCUCCGCGGAGGAGUCCAGAAAGAGUGGGAGGGAGACACUCGCCAGAAUCUUGGUCCCGGGCGCCCAGGUCGGCCGCAAAGGAGCUGCAGCCUCCAACAGGAAGCUGUGCGUCUCUGGUAUGCUACCUGCUCUGCGCAUUGACUGAAGACCCCUGCACCCCAGCUCUGCUAAGAAGCAAAGGUUGGCACCUCUCGGGAGACAGGACUGCCUGGGGCGCUGCAUGCAAACUCAGCUGUGGGCGAGGGCGCACUAACCAGUCACAGGCAUGGACUUCGUCAUGAAGCAGGCCCUUGGAGGGGCCACCAAGGACAUGGGGAAGAUGCUGGGGGGAGAGGAGGAGAAGGACCCCGACGCGCAGAAGAAGGAGGAGGAGCGGCAGGAGGCGCUGCGGCAGCAGGAGGAGGAGCGCAAGGCCAAGCACGCGCGCAUGGAGGCGGAGCGCGAGAAGGUCCGGCAGCAGAUCCGAGACAAGUAUGGGCUGAAGAAGAAAGAAGAGAAGGAGGCUGAGGAGAAGGCGGCCCUGGAGCAGCCCUGCGAGGGCAGCCUGACGCGGCCCAAGAAGGCCAUCCCUGCGGGCUGCGGGGACGAGGACGAGGAGGAGGACGAGAGCAUCCUGGACACGGUGCUCAAGUACCUGCCCGGGCCGCUGCAGGACAUGUUCAAGAAGUAACCGUCCUCCCGCCCCGGCCCCGCCCGCUCCUUUUCUUCCUGUUUGGUUCUUUCUUUUCUGUUUAUUCAGUUGAGUUUCAGUUCUGGAAAACCUCCGUUGGCCUCUGCCCCCCUUCCCUGGCCAGGGGCUCUCUCACACCCCCUUCAUCCCAGGGUAUCCAGCCCCCACCUCACUCCCAAGUUGCUUGAAAAAGGGAGACCAGCUUUUCCCCAGCAGGAGGCAUUACACCCAGUGCGGGAAGCGCUGGGGGCCUCUUCCGGACGCCUAAGGUCUGUGCUAGUGUGGUAACCCCUGUACAUUCCUUCACGCACCCCACUGCCAGGAGGACCACUGUCCCCAGCCAGCCAAAGUAAUGUCACAUUCCAGCCCUGCCCAGCAUGCUGACCUCGGGCCUCUGACCCCCGGGGGUCUCCAGGUCAGGGCAGGGGCGCUGAGUGGCCCGGCUCCGUGGAGGGGAGUCGGGGUGAGCCUGCCCUGCGAGCGCCCAGCCUGAGGGGCCCUGCUGCACUCUGGGCCGGAGGCUGUGGCCCUCCUUCCCUCCCCAAACCUCCUGCCCUAAAAGGUGUAGCCCCUGCCCAACCAGUCCCUCCACGUGGACCCUCUUUGGACUUGAACUCAUCUGUGGAGGGGCCCAGACUAAGGCAGCUCCUUUCCCCCCACCCUCCACUCGGGUCCUGGGCCCCACUGCCAGUCUGGGCCCAGCCUGCCCAGCCAAGGGGCUGCCCAGGCCCCCUAGAAAACACUUGGAGCCAUUGGGCAGUGAUGGCCCAUGCCAUGGGACCCCCCCCUCCCCAUUGGUGCAGCCAGGCUGCCCCCAUGCCCAUCCACUCUUCUUCCCCACCUGUCCUGUCCACGUGCUUCCAGGACCCGAUGGUCCCCUGGAGGACCCUUCCCGGACAAAGCCCCAAGCCUUUGGGGAGAAGCCAGUCUCCACUUGACAGAAGGCAUCUGUCCAUUCAUCUCAUUGGCCAAGAACAAACUCUCCUCUGGGAUGUGAGACCGACAUUUGUUCCUCCCGCCCCAAAUUUUCAAGGCCUCCUGCUCAGUCAGUUGCAUGAGAACCGGGGGGCCAUGGGGCAAACGAGGGAGGAAAGUGUGUGUCCAUGCAUGCCUGAGUAUGCGUGGCAGCGACUGCAUCAGCAAUUGUGUGUCCAGAGAUUGUAUGUAUAGGUGUCUGGUUAGAGUGUGAGUGUGUGUGUGAGUGUGUGUGUGUGUGUGUGUGUGUGUGUGUUAGUCAUCACGUCCCCGUAUUAGAGACCGUAUGUGUGCUUGUUUGAGGUGGUGUGUAUGAGUUGAGCUGGUGUCUUAUGUGUGCUAGCCAUCUCAUAUGUGUGUUAGAGUUUGCAGGUGUCAGCUUGUAUUUGCCUGUAUUUUCAAAACACCCCGUAUGUCAGGAGUGAUGGUGUGUGUUAGAUGUUGCAGAAAUGUGUGUUUCAGAUUGCUGCUAGAUGUUCUAAGGCUGUUGUGUGCGUGUGUGGCUCUGAAAAGGUAGCUGUGUGCAGAAUGAGGAGUUGGGGAGAGAACAUGGGUGAGACGCCCCCUCUCAUCCCCUGACCAUCGGUCACAAGCAGUCACAUCCAACAGGAGACCUUGUUCUUGGCCUAGAGUCCUCCUGUCCUUGGGGGUUCCUGCCUGAGUCCUCAGAAGUCCACUGGGACAGACCCAGGUCGUGCCCUAAGAAGCCAUGCUGGGUCCCAGCCAGGGCCUACCCCAAAAGCAGGGGCCAGGGAGGGGGCGACUUGCCUGACCCUGAGCCCCUGCCCCACUGGCCCGUUUGCAUUCUGCAGGUUUUCCAUGUUAGUGGAUUUAUGCUUUUAUUUCAGAGACAGACAUGUGUCUCCUCUGUCCGUUUCCAAUAGUUAAAGCCAUAUCAGUUAGACUGCAAUACUUUAAAGACAAGACAAAACAAUCCAUAUGUUUAGGGACCCAGAAAAGUCCCCUGGUCUGUCCCUUCUCUGGGGAGCAGGGCCCCAGCAGCGCCAGCUCCCUGGGCUUCCCCUUCCCUCGCCCCCCCCCACCCACAUCCUGCCCCCCAGGGGGCCUGUGUCUGUGCCUGUGUCUGUGAUGGGGAGCCACCCCGCACCCCUGUUGUCUGCUUGUCUGUUUGUGUCAGUUAUCCUGGGCAGGAUGGUCCUCUCUGGAGCCCUGGAGCAGAGACAGGAAGGACCUGGGCCUCCCCAGACCCUGUAUGUGAGGCACACCAGGGCAGGGGUGGAGCCCAAGUGUUCAGAAAGCUCUCUCCCUUGACAGGCCCACAGACCUUGAAGGUGGGGCCAGGGCAGAGAGUGCCGCUGGGCAGCAGAGACCAAGGCCUGGGAGCUGCCGACGAGCAGGGGAGGAUAACCAUGAAAGCUAGCCCUGGUGGGCCUGAGGGAGCCCCGACCCUCGGAGGGCGUCCCCAGCGCAGGCUCAGGCCUUUUCCCACAUGAGAAUGCCCUCCAGACUGGCUGGCUUCAUCUGGCACACUUCCUAGGCUCGCCAGUCUCCUCCAGCCUGCUCCUGAGCGCAGGACUGGGAGCCUGCCUGGAGGCGGGAACAGGGGAGAACUUCAGCCUGAGGGCACACCUGGCUCCAGCCACUGCCAGGUGACCACUCUUAGGUCCAGGGGGACAAGGUGACUGUCAUUCCUGCCACAGACCUGACUCUGGAGAGAAGCUAACGUGCAGCCCAAAGAGGAUGUCACGUGCAACACACCCGUGGGGGGACAAAGUAUGUGUGGGGUGCUCUAGCAAGGGAAGGAUAACCACAUGGAAUGUCUGGGGCUGGAGGUGUGCAUGGCCCGCUGGAUGGGAGGGGGCAUGACGCACUGGGGAAGUGGGGUGAGGAGGGAGAGACCCCAGAAUGCAGCACACACACAACAUACAUGGGAGACAUCACCCAGCCAGGAGAAUAGGAAGCAUGAUCUCCGUACAUGGAGAGAAGGGAACAAGACGCAAGGGAGCAAGCACCACCCGAUGUGGGGAAGGCCAUGGCCGGGCUGGGUGCCAGGAAGGUCGCUGCCAGAGAGAAGGGACAGGGCCUCUCUGGACCUCCCGCGCAGGGCACUGGGGACAGGCCUAGAUUUCCACAUGUGGAAUUCUCCGCUCUACGUCCUUCCCAGCAAAGCUGUGGAGGGUCUCCUCCAAACUCAAGGACAAGGUCAAGAGACCUUCCUGGGGCGUGCGUGCGUGCGUGUGUGCGUGUGUGUUGAUAGAUAGAUUGAUAGAUAAAAGAGUGAAGAGGAGGAAGGAGAAGGAGAAAGAGAGAUGAAGAAAAGAGGUGUUUCAGCCCAGGGCCCUCAGGUGGGACAGCUGAUGGGCAAAGCAGCCGCCCCAAAGGCCAGUGGUUAGAGUGAACAGGGGCAGAUCUCCAGCCCCAGAGACCCUGGCACCCAGCUGGCAGGGCCACGUAUGCCCUCCACCCAGUUGCUCCGUCCUUCCAGGGUCCCGCAGCCCUUGACCGCACAGGGGCUGGGGGCCCGACUGGCUCAGAUGAAGGGACGUCUCCCAAGCCUGAGAACCGCCUCCCCGCACCUGCCCUGCUCCCCUCUUCGCUCCUAUUGCCCACCCUCUUCACGGCGGAGAGCUGGGAGGUGCUCACGCUGGCCCCGGGGCGGGGUCCUAGCGAGACGAGGUGAGGACGACCAUCCUGCUCACGCGGGGAUCCUUUCCCCACAUCUGUGCUGUGUCCUUGUUGCUCUGCUUCCUUUACACGUGUCAGUGCCUGGGGGAGGGGAGGGGCACCCCCUCAUGCCCCCCUGAACCUGACCAAAAGCCAUGGCUGUUGCUCCCCCUUUGUAUGACGCAGAUGCUAAGAUGUACCAAACCAACCAUGACAACCAAGAAAAGACCUUGUACAGCA
Molecule: messenger RNA, 4677 nt
Organism: Hipposideros armiger (great roundleaf bat)
Lineage: Eukaryota; Metazoa; Chordata; Mammalia; Chiroptera; Hipposideridae
Gene: CPLX2
Product: complexin 2
Exons: 5
Coding region: 433-837 (134 amino acids)
Biological process (GO): synaptic vesicle exocytosis; regulation of neurotransmitter secretion; neurotransmitter transport
Cellular component (GO): SNARE complex; terminal bouton
Molecular function (GO): syntaxin binding
Source: RefSeq, a predicted model, not a curated record